Messenger RNA from Diversispora eburnea, 151 nucleotides. The record is from the annotation of a GenBank genome assembly. NCBI's taxonomy places the organism in Eukaryota, Fungi, Glomeromycota, Glomeromycetes, Diversisporales, Diversisporaceae.
AUGAAUAGGAAAACGAUUCGGUGUGCCGCUCAAGGACAUACUGGAAGUUCGUUGUCAGUAACAAAGAAAUAUUUGGUGAUAGUUAAUGAUUUAAAUAAAGUUCAAGUUCUGCAGGACAAACAAUAUAAUUGGGUCAUUACUGCGGAAGCUG